Pieris napi is the source of this 3871-nucleotide messenger RNA. RefSeq names its product F-box/LRR-repeat protein 4 (gene Fbxl4). Gene Ontology annotation, cellular component: SCF ubiquitin ligase complex. Gene Ontology annotation, biological process: SCF-dependent proteasomal ubiquitin-dependent protein catabolic process. Gene Ontology annotation, molecular function: protein binding. Lineage: Eukaryota; Metazoa; Arthropoda; Insecta; Lepidoptera; Pieridae. The record is from RefSeq and is a predicted model, not a curated record. Bases 174 to 2015 code for a protein of 613 amino acids. The transcript is spliced from 13 exons.
AGACGUCGAUGAUCAUUCGUCAAACAAAAUAUUAUUUUUCAUUGUUAUUUUUUCUGUUUAUUCCGUUGAAAGUUGGAUUUUUUGUCUAAUUUUUUUUUUUUUUGCCGGCUUUAGUUUAAUUCCACUGCAUUCUUGGGUUAAAUAUUUAUCUGGCUGAUUUAAAUUUCGGCAACAUGCAAAGUGCUUCAGACAUUCUAUCGUCUUUGUUAUGGUUUAAAGAAAAUAAUUAUACAGACGAUGAAAAUGAUGCUCAAAUAAUAGAGCAAUUUGUACAAAAUGUUGAAGAUUUUAGCUCGCAAUACGGAAGUGAAAUCAGUGUUUCAUAUACUGCAUUUAAUCUUCGUGGACCACCUUCAAAUUUUCCCGACUAUGGAGAUUAUCCACAAGCAUUUGUUAUGAGGACAUAUGGUACAUGGUGGGAUGAGGCACCAUCAGUGCAAGAGGACUAUAUGCCACAAAAUAAAAAUACUAUUUCAAGCCAGGAUUAUGUAGAAGUAUCCUUUGAAAGAGCGGUUUAUCCACUAGAGGUGGCUGUUUUUGAGACUUAUAACCCUGGAGCCUUAGUAAGAAUUUGGGCUUUGGGUCCAGUGUCCUGGAUUUUAUUAUGGGAAGGUGAACCAGAGUAUGCUGGUGAUACACCAAGGAUAUUUAGUCCUCCAAUAAGAGAAAUAAACUAUCCUACAAGAAUACUACGUUUGGAAUUCAACCACAAGCUACUACCAUAUUAUACAGAACUUGAUGCAAUUUUAAUGAGAGGAAGAGAACCACCCAGUGAAAUGAAAAUUAGGAAUAACUUUUCAUAUUCAAGCCUUUUUUAUAAAAGGACUCAGCCCGAGAAAGGUACAUUGUUAAAUAAAGUAAUGGCAUCAAACCUCCAUGAGAAUGUUGUACCACCGGCAAUGAUUCCAAAGACUAAACAAAUUCUCGACACUGGACCUGAGUUGGGUGAUUUUCAACGAUUGCCAGAUGAAACCAUACUAACUGUGAUGAAGUACCUUGAUAUGCAAUCUCUUUGUCGGUGCGCACAAGUCAACAGGCAUUUUCGAAGGCUGGCAUCUGAUGCAAUUCUCUAUCGGAGUAUAGAUUUACGGCCGUAUUGGCACUGUGUUAGGUCACAGGUGUUGAUGACAUUGUCAAAACGUUGCAAGUUUCUUCAAAAACUUGACCUGUCGUGGUGCGGAAGUCACUGUAUGGUUCAACCACAUUUUGUUGUCGAUUUUCUGAAGGACAGCGGCGCGGAGUUAACUCACUUACGGAUGAAUUGUUGCAAAUUUGUCGACAACUCCGUGUUAAGAGCAGUUGUUGCGACAUCGGCUAAUUUGCAAGAAUUAUGUCUUCGCUCUGUAGUUACCUGUUCUGAUUGGGCGUGUCUAGUGACGCUAACGAAAUUAAAAAGAUUAGAUUUAUACAGAACUCAUAUAAAUACAAGCGCCGCUGUGGCUAUAAUACGAGCGAACCCUGGAUUGCAGCAUCUUAAUGUUGGUUCGUGCAAAAUGAUAUCUGGUAUGGAUGAAGUUGCAAUCGCACUUGGGGCUAAUUGCCCGAACCUUAUGUCGGUGGACUUUUGGAAGUCUUACUCUUUAACAGCUGUUGGGAUUCGGGCACUUGGUCAUUGCAAGCAUUUGCAAGAACUGGAUGUUGGGUGGUGCCUCCAAGCGGGCGGUUCGGGUGAAUGGUUAGCGGCGCUAUCUGGUGGAGAACUUCGGAAACUGUUUCUUGGCGCUUUGCGUGGAGUUUGCGAUCGGGACCUAAGGACCUUAUUGCCGCGAGUCAAGAAACUGUCGCAGCUGGAUUUGUUAGGAGUGAGAGCUGUAACACCGGAUAUUUGUUCUGAUAUAUUAGCGGAAUGUCGAGAGCUGAAAUUGCUUGAUGUUAGCUUUUGUGAUCAAAUACACGAGGCACAAGUACUAGAAUGGCGUCGUCAAUAUCCACACGUUAGUAUAAAGCGAUCGUUCCAGUCCGCUAACCUCACAGCGGCUCCAAAUUCAUUAUUUUUAGCACCCAGUCUGGAGUAACUAUUUAAAGUUCAAAGAAAAAACUACGGUUUCUCUGAGAAAAUAUCCAAGGUGUUUAAACAACGAUAAGAUUGUCAAGUCUAAAUAUAAAUUUAAUUAUUAAAAAUUAUUCUAGUGAUUUUGGAAGACUGAAUAGUCAAUUGAAUCUCUCAUAGAUAAGAUAUACAUAUAUUAGAUCUUCUUUAUUAAAGGCAACCGUCAAUUAUCUUAAUAAUUAGAACCAUUAUUAAUUACCGCUAAUAAUUAGCAGUAAGUCCAUGUGUUCAUAUUCCAAUAUGUCACUUAUGACAUACCAAAUGUCAUUGUCAACUGUCAAUAUGUCAAACAUAAUGUAAUGUAAGCUUUAUAUGUUUCAAAGAUUACUUUAUAGUGUUACAAAAUUUAUUAUUACUUAACUGACUGAUACUUAACUGUAUUUUUAAUUAUAAAUUGCGCUUGUCAAAAUUUUAAUCAAAUUUAAUUAUUUUAUUUCUAGCCCCUUUCAAAAGCUAAUUACAGUGUUUUUACUAAAAUACUUAUAUCUCUUUCCAUCUUAGAGUAAUCACAAUUUGACAGGAGACGAAAGAUUAAUUUAGUUAUACUGCAAUUAGACGCAUUUAGUCAAAAAGGAAAUUCGCUAGCUAAAUUUGGAAUUGGCGUUGUUACUUACCGUUUUCAUAAUGCUUUAAUAUAAAAUCUAGUUCUGCUAGUUCAAGUAAUAAUACUUAGAUAGUAUCUGCUGGUUCCGAAUCGGCUUAACUACUAAGCUACACACACUAAGGAUUUUAUGUACUUACUAGGAAAAAGGCUAAAAUGGUACGCCCAGUCACAGAUUAUACGUACAAAAUAGCCGUAAAAACUAAAAAGUGACCGAAUUUUUGAUCGCCUACGACAUAUGUCGAACUUUUCUCAUCAAAGUUUUAGCUACAUUAGGAAGAACGUUGCCUUAUCAAGGCAAUUAAUAAAAAUUCCAUUUAAUGUAUAUCUAAAUGUUACAACGAAUGCAGCAGUGCAGUAAAUUCUACUGGUACAAUAAUAAUGGUUAAUUUUAAUUACACAUUUUUAUCAACCGCGUAAAAAAUUAACUAAGUUAUGUGAAUAUUUUACUUAUAUAUUUGCAGCUGAUUACAUGAGUGUUUUGAAUAUAUUUAAUUAUUAAUUACACUAAUUAUCACACCGCCUGAUAAAUUGGAUAAUAUUAUCUAUUUUACUUAUUAAUUAUUAUAAGGACAUUGAAUUUGAUUGCAACACUGAUUAUUGAAAUUACUUAAGAGUCUGUGGAGAAAGAGAGAACGGGUUUGGAAACCGCUGUACUACGCUUUUUGUGUUGACAGCAAUGAUUAGUCAUGUCAUAUUUUUUUCUUUGUGAAUAGAUUAAGCGACGCGGAGAUAGAUUAGAUAUCAUUACCGCUACACUGGUUCUCUUUCCGCACAGACUAUCUGUGUUCAUUGUAUAUUCUAAGAGAUACAUAAGUCUGCAUAAUAUAGGCGUAUUUUAAGAGGUAUGGGAUGCGGUGCAAUUCCCCUAAUUAUAAUUCAGUCAUAGUAUAAGUGCUGUUUAUACAACGAAAUAAAUCGGCUGGAAGGGCCUUUUAUUAUAUAUUUUAUAUAUAAAAUAUCAUUGUGUUAUGACACGGUCCGCUAGCUUGUGCGCUACUAAAACUUUUCCAUACUUAUUUAUUUCGUGGUUUUUACUCAUACAAGGAACUUUUCGCGGCAAAAAUCUGAAGAAGCGCCAUCUUGUGGGUACAUGUUCUUGCAUACCCAGGCACGGUAGUAUUACUAUCAUUGUGGAGUUUUUAGACUUAAGUAUGCCGAUGAGUCCAAAGGUACUUGUAUGUUGUAGAAUAUUUUAUAUAAUAAAGUUUUGAAAAAUA